GAGAUCCUGCACAAUGACCAUUGGGGAACAGUGUGUGAUGAUGACUGGGAUAUAAAUGAUGCGCAGGUGGUGUGUAGAGAACUUGGAUGUGGUAAUGCUGACAGCGCUCAUCAAAGUGCCCACUUUGGUCGUGGAAGUGGUCUAAUAUGGCUGGAUAAUGUUCAGUGUUCUGGAAGUGAAAGCACCAUCACACAGUGUUCUCAUAAUGGAUUUGGUAUACACAAUUGCAGCCAUGGUAAAGAUGCUGGUGUUACUUGCUCAGACCAGGUCAGACUGGUGAAUGGUCCGAGUAACUGUUGUGGUCGAGUGGAGAUCCUGCACAAUGACCAUUGGGGAACAGUGUGUGAUGAUGACUGGGACAUAAGUGAUGCGCAGGUGGUCUGUAGACAGCUUGGAUGUGGUAAUGCUGUCAGCGCUCAUAAAAGUGCCCACUUUGGUCGCGGAAGUGGUCUAAUAUGGCUGGAUAAUGUUCAGUGUUCUGGAAGUGAAAGCACCAUCACACAGUGCUCUCAUAAUGGAUUUGGUAUACACGACUGCGGCCAUGGUGAAGAUGCUGGUGUUACUUGCUCAGACCAGGUCAGACUGGUGAGUGGUCCGAGUAACUGUUGUGGUCGAGUGGAGAUCCAGCACAAUGGCCGUUGGGGAACAGUGUGUGAUGAUGACUGGGACAUAAAUGAUGCGCAGGUGGUGUGUAGACAGCUUGGAUGUGGUAAUGCUGUCAGUGCUAAUCAAAGUGUCCACUUUGGUCUGGGAAAUGGUCCAAUAUGGCUGGAUAAUGUUCAGUGUAAUGGAACUGAGAGAUACAUAAAUCAGUGCUCACACAGAGGAUAUGGAGUAGAGAACUGUGGACAUCAUGAAGAUGCUGGAGUUGUGUGCUCAAACUUGCAGACUCCCACAUUGACUCGGAUCUCCCCAACCUCUGUGGUCUCACCUGGAGAAGUCCUUCAGUUCAGAUGUACCACACCCAGCCCAACAUGCAUCUCUGUAGACUUCAGUUUGUUUAACACGGGCACAUCAAUAAAGGAGCAAACUGCAGAGUCUACAACAACAUUUAAUCUGACUGUAGAUGCCUCACAUCAGGGCCAGUACACCUGUGACUACUCAUACAGGGAAAGUAACUCCACAUCAUCCUGGAGCAACUCCAUUACCAACACUGUUGUGAACUUGCAGCAGCCCAAUAUCUCCUUCAGUGAUACUGAUGGAUGGUCCCACUUUGGGACUGAUGGACCAGAAGUGAUAAAAGGCUAUGACUUCUCUAUCAUCUGCUCCACUGAACCUCAGUAUCCAGGAGGUUCCUUCCACUUAAAGUUCAGUGGAUCCAACAUCACCAGAACUCAGUCGGCUGUUAACGACUCAGCCAUCUUCUUUUUUCCUGAGGCAGAUCUUGUCAAUCAGGGAAACUACAGCUGUUUUUAUGAAGUUAAUGUGUCUUUACGCACCUUUACCUCCACUACCACUCAGCUCCUGGCCAUCACUGUGAAAGAAUCUCUAGCCCCAUUCAUUGGUGUUGGAGUGACUGCAGGACUGCUUCUCAUGUCAUUGCUAGUCAUCAUUUGGGUUGUGAAGACACAGAAAAGAAGAAGAUAUCAGAUCGCUAAGAAGGAUACACAGUAUGAGUUGAGGCGAGGCGAGGAUAAAAGAGGGAACGGCAUGCAAUCCCCCAUCUGCCUGCUGUGUAAACCAAAACUGAAAAACGUCUCAGCGACCAGGAUGCUUAGACUUCAUCUCACUUUGACGCUUGCCAGAAUCUUUAGUGCUUCCUUGCUGGCUGAUGGUGCUAAUAUACGACUCUCUGAUGGUAAUAACACCUGCUCUGGUAGAGUGGAGAUCCUGUACAACAGCCAGUGGGGAACAGUGUGUGAUGAUGACUGGGACAUGAAUGAUGCAGAGGUGGUGUGUAGACAGCUUGGAUGUGGUAAAGCCCUCAAUGCCAAUCAAAUUGCCCACUUUGGCUCGGAAGGUGACCCAAUAUGGCUGGAUGAUGUUCAGUGUUCUGGAAGUGAAAGCGACAUCACACAGUGCUCUCAUAAUGGAUAUGGAGAACACGACUGUGGCCAUACUGAAGAUGCUGGUGUUACUUGCUCAGGUAACAUACGACUUGCAGGUGGCACUGACUCCUGCUCUGGUAGAGUGGAGAUCCUGUACAAUAGCCAGUGGGGAACGGUGUGUGAUGAUGACUGGGACAUGAAUGAUGCAGAGGUGGUGUGUAGACAGCUUGGAUGUGGUAAAGCCCUCAAUGCCAAUCAAAUUGCCCACUUUGGCUUGGAAGGUGACCCAAUAUGGCUGGAUAAUGUUCAGUGUUCUGGAAAUGAAAGCGUCAUCACUCAGUGCUCUCAUAAUGGAUAUGGAGAACACGACUGUGACCAUACUGAAGAUGCUGGUGUUACUUGCUCAGGUAACUUACGACUUGCAGGUGGCACUGACUCCUGCUCUGGUAGAGUGGAGAUCCUGUACAAUAGCCAGUGGGGAACAGUGUGUGAUGAUGACUGGGACAUGAAUGAUGCAGAGGUGGUGUGUAGACAGCUUGGAUGUGGUAAAGCCCUCAGUGCCAAUCAGAAUGCCUUCUCUGAUUUGGGAAGGGGCCCAAUAUGGCUGGAUGAUGUUCAGUGUUCUGGAAAUGAAAGCGUCAUCACUCAGUGCUCUCAUAAUGGAUUUAACUUACACGACUGUGACCAUACUGACGGUGCUGGUGUUACUUGCUCAGGUAACAUACGACUUGCAGGUGGCACUGACUCCUGCUCUGGUAGAGUGGAGAUCCUGUACAAUAGCCAGUGGGGAACGGUGUGUGAUGAUGACUGGGACAUGAAUGAUGCAGAGGUGGUGUGUAGACAGCUUGGAUGUGGUAAAGCCCUCAAUGCCAAUCAAAUUGCCCACUUUGGCUUGGAAGGUGGCCCAAUAUGGCUGGAUAAUGUUCAGUGUUCUGGAAAUGAAAGCAACAUCACACAGUGCUCUCAUAAUGGAUAUGGAGAACACGACUGUGACCAUACUGAAGAUGCUGGUGUUACUUGCUCAGUGAACUUGCAGCAGACCAGUAUCUCCUUCAGUGCUGCUGAUAGAUGGUUCCACUGGGAGUCUGAUGGACCAGAAGUAACAAGAGGCUAUGGCUUCUCCAUCAUCUGCUCCACUGAACGUCAGUAUCCAGGAGGUUCCUUUCACUUGAAGAUCAUUGAAUCCAACCUCACCAGGACUCAGUUGGCUGUUAACCACUCAGCCGUCUUCCAUUUUCCUGAGGCAGAUUUUGUCCAUCAGGGAAACUACAGCUGUACUUAUGAAGUUAACGUGUCUUCACGCACCUUUACCUCCACUACCACUGAGUUGCUGGAAAUCACUGUGAAAGCAUCUCUUGCUCCCUACAUUGGUGUCGGAGUAACAGCAGGACUGCUCUUCAUUUUAGUUCUAGUCAUCAUUUGCUUUGUAAAGACACAGAAAAGACAAAAAUCUCAGAUGGAUAAGAAGAAGGAAACACAGCGUGCCCAAAACACAUACCCCCAAGGAGAGACCGAGGAAGACAGCGAACAUGGUUAUGAAAAUGUAGAAACCAUUUUCCACCAGAAAGACGAUUCAGAUGACUCGGAUAACGACUACGUUAAUGUCGGUGUUCAUGAACAAAUAUGUGAAGUGGACAGUGACUAUGAGGAUGAAGAAAUGUAUGAAAACUGGAUAGGGUAGUGUAGAGAAGUAAACAAUUAUGUUAUAUCUAUAGUCUACAAAGAAUAAGAAGUUUAAAUUGGAUUAAAUAGUCCAUUGGUAAGAUGAUCUUAUUUUCAAUUACAGGUGUACUGAUUUCAGAAUCAGUUUGCUCUUUCCUCAUUCUGAACAUAUAAUGCAACUUGCAUUUGUUAAUGGGUUUAUUUCUACCCAUUUAUAUGACUGCUACUUGACAUGAAAGUAGCUUAGAGAUCAAACACACAUCAGUUGUUUUAUUUCAUUUUUAUUGCACCACUGUACAACUUCAAUUUUGUUUUCAUACUUUUCUGAACUAUGUGCAUAUUGGAUGUAGGAACCAUCUUAAUUCUACCACUUGCUUUAUGUCAUGUGUAAGAGUGUGUUUUAAGGUGUAUGUAAAAUCUUGUGAUUAAUGUUAAUGUUGUUAUUAGAAUUAGGAUAUUAGGCAGCAUGAGUAUUAUUGUAAUUCAUUGCUUUAAGUACUUUUUUGAUAAAAUCAAAUUUAAACCAGUGUCCACAUUCACAUAUAAUCCGGCGGUAACUGUAACCAACAUUAAAACAUCCCACAGACUCUUGAUCGGAUCGAGAUCUGGGGAAUUUGGAGGCCGAGUCAACACCUUGGACUCUUCAUCAUAUUUCUCAGACCAUUCAUGAAGUAUUUUUGCAGUGUGGCAGGGUGCAUUAUCCUGCUGAAAGAGGCCACUGUUGCCAUGAAGGGGUGUACUUGGUCUGCAAGAAUGUUUAGGUUGGUGUUACAUGUCAAAGUAACAUCCACAUGAAUGCCAGCAGCCAAGGUUUCUCAGCAGAACAUUGCUGAGAAUGUUGAGAAAAAAUAUCUUUAAAAAAAAAAGCCUGUACAGUUCUGGACCAACAUCUGUUGAACAGAUGAAGAUCUACUUGUACCAGAAUCAUGGGAAGAGGAGAGUUUGGAGAAACAAAGGAACUGCUUACGAUCCAAAACAUACCACCAUAUCUGUGAACUUAUUAUUAUUAUUAUUAUUAUUAUUUUAUUUUUUUUUUUUAUUAUUAUUUUUUUUUUUUUAUAUCCACUGUAUAAUCUUUAUUCUAUAAUCUUUAUUAUUCAAAUAAUAUCCUAUACUUUAACUUAAGAAAGUAAAACAGCCUGUUACUGGCUAAAGUAACUAUAUGAGAUUUAAGAGUAGCUGUGUAUUGUAGAUAAAACACAUGGAAUUACACAUACUAUUGUUACAAACAA
Messenger RNA from Ictalurus punctatus (channel catfish), 4882 nucleotides. Its product is annotated as deleted in malignant brain tumors 1 protein. The annotation marks the transcript as partial. The transcript is spliced from 16 exons. Gene Ontology annotation, cellular component: membrane. The record is from RefSeq and is a predicted model, not a curated record. NCBI's taxonomy places the organism in Eukaryota, Metazoa, Chordata, Actinopteri, Siluriformes, Ictaluridae.